Messenger RNA from Helianthus annuus (common sunflower), 1510 nucleotides. Its product is annotated as peroxisome biogenesis protein 3-2. Gene Ontology annotation, cellular component: peroxisomal membrane. The coding region runs from base 144 to 1214 and encodes 356 amino acids. Gene Ontology annotation, molecular function: protein-macromolecule adaptor activity. Lineage: Eukaryota; Viridiplantae; Streptophyta; Magnoliopsida; Asterales; Asteraceae. The transcript is spliced from 7 exons. Gene Ontology annotation, biological process: protein import into peroxisome membrane. The record is from RefSeq and is a predicted model, not a curated record.
CAAAUUAAAGAUAACGACAGUCCCCUUUUCUCUUUCGCUCAUAUUCCAAUUCCAAACCAACUGCAACUGCAUUGGAAUCAUCUACGAACUUGGACCAUUUGCCUUCAAUUCAAGCCCUUUGUGACGCCACAAAGCAAGAUUGAAUGUGGGAAUUCUGGAGAAGACACAAACGAAAGUUGUAUGUUUCUGUUGGGGUUUGCGGAGGUGGGUACAUAUUAUACAAGUUUUAUGAUGCUUACAACAAGAGAAUUUCUCAGCUGGAGAGGCAACUUGCUGAGGAGCAAGAGAACGAUGAGCGUCUCAAGGCCCAGAUGCAAAUGCACUUUGAGAACAUCCAAAGAAUAGCCAACACCAUGACCUUGCCUCACACCAUGCUUUAUUUGAGCAGCCGAGUCGCAGAAGAGUUGGAUCUUUUGCAUCUUACAGAUAAGUUGAUCAGAGGGAAGGGUGGUCAAUCCAACACUUUGACUCCUUCUGAAAAGCUUGAGCUAUGGGACAGGCUUAAAAUAUUAAGUUUCACAAGGUUGGUGUUGUCGAUCUGGGCAAUGACGGCUGUUAGCCUAUAUAUUAGAAUCCAAGUCAACAUUUUAGGGAGACAUCUGUAUAUAGACACUGCACGCGAUCUUGGCGGUUUUCAACCGGAGGAUGCCGAUCUGAUUGACCAAACCGACGAGCAACAGUUUUUGGCAAGUGCUGAUUUUCUUUCAAGUCAGAGAAUGCCGAUACUGGUAUCCAAUAUGCAAGCUGCCGCAACUCAAGUUCUCAGAGGAAAGCAGUUGAGGGAUAUCUUCAACGCUAGUGUACUUGAUGAAACAAUUAUGCAGAUAUUGAACAUGUUCAUGAGCAUGGGAAGCCCUCAUCAUUGGGUCGAUUAUUUGAUGCCAGAGGAUAUCAGAUUCCACAGAUCACCUGAAUCCUCUGCUACGGACAUCACUAAAUUAGAUCAACUAAUGCUGGAGACGCGCUCAGUUUUAUCAAGUUCUGAAUUUGGGAAUAUUCUGGAGAUGUCACUAAGAAAAGUGGUGGAGGGGGUGAUGGAAGACAUGAAGGGAAAUGGAAAUCUACCACUAGCCAAACUUCUUCCACGGGUUGCACAAAUUAGUCCGUUGCUGCUGGAGGAACCAAGCCGAAACAGGUUUACUCAAAUCAUUCAAAACAUACCCCAAGUCGAAGUUUUCUUCACUCUUCUCUACACAAACAUGUCAACUUCAUAAGUCAGUAUUGUUACGGUGGCUUCCGAAUAUUAGACAGACAGACGACCGCACUUCUAGUUUGUCCUUGCUUGUACUUUUCCCUUCACCUGGGCGUGUAAUAAGUAUAAGUUGAAGCAUAAGCUUUCACAUCAUCUUACUUCCAAACAUUAAUUCUUAAGCGAAUGUUUUGUAUUGUUUUUUUGCUUUUCUGUUUAAUAUUUGUGUAGAUCAUAUAAAAAAUGAUGAUUUUAAGGCCACAGAUGUAGUAGUAGUAGUAUUUUUGGGGAACUUUAUAAUCGAAUAGCUUUUAUGUGUUU